This is a messenger RNA of Williopsis jadinii, 1521 nucleotides long. Its product is annotated as GRAM and VASt domain-containing protein. Gene Ontology annotation, molecular function: sterol transfer activity; sterol binding. The transcript has 2 exons. Gene Ontology annotation, biological process: intracellular sterol transport. Gene Ontology annotation, cellular component: plasma membrane; endoplasmic reticulum-plasma membrane contact site; endoplasmic reticulum membrane. The annotation marks the transcript as partial. The record is from RefSeq and is a predicted model, not a curated record. Lineage: Eukaryota; Fungi; Ascomycota; Saccharomycetes; Phaffomycetales; Wickerhamomycetaceae.
ACUUCGCCCACUAUGAUGAGUUAUAGAAGAACUCCAAGGGCGAAGAAAAGAGGUGCAAGCACCAGCUCUAUCGAUAUUACUUCGCCCCUGACAGAGGCACCCAAACCGUAUACGACGUUUUCCUACGAUACAAACCUAUACGUCGAAGAGAAAUUCAAAGAUACCGAUUACAGAUACGCUACAAUCCCACGUAACGAAGAAUUCCACAAGCUAUUCAAAUCUGUUUCGCAAAGCGAUCGGUUGUUGGAUGAUUUCAGUUGUGCGCUGAGCCGUGAUAUCCUACUCCAAGGACGAGUUUAUGUUUCCGAGCAUAACAUAUGUUUCAAUUCCAAUUUGUUGGGAUGGGUGACUAAUUUGGUGAUACCACUACCUGAUAUUACAGGCUUUGAAAAGACUUCAACUGUUGGUUUAUUCCCUAACGGUAUCGCUAUAUCCUCUAAAGAAGGUAAGAACUCGUUUGCAAGCUUUAUUUCAAGAGAUGGGGUUUUCGAAUUCCUUGAAACUGUUUGGAAAGCAUCUGGAGGUGUACCUUCAACAAUCGACCACUCAGGGGAUACACAAACAUCUCAAGUCUCAUCGUUGCUACAAAAGUCUUCAAUGACAAGCGACGACGUUGAAGAAGAACAGACUGACAACUCUGAAGUUGUGGAGGAAAAGGUUUCAAGUCAAAAAGUUCACGUUUUAAAGCCAGAUUCGAAGUACUCGUAUAUUGGUACUCAUGGGCACGGGGUAACACAUUGUCCGUACAAACCAGAGGAUAACAAGGAAACAAUAUUGGCCAGGGUUAAUCUGAAUUGUCCACCAGGUGUUCUAUACGAGUUCUUAUUUGGAUCUAACUUCACAAUGCUUAAUGAGUUUUUGAGGACACAGGACUCCCGAGAUUUUAGUGACGUUUCUGAAUAUGAAACCAAUGCGGACAAGAAGAAAGAAAGACAUUAUGAAUAUAUCAAGGAUUUGAACUACUCAGUUGGUCCUAAACAGACCAGAUGUAUAGUAACUGAGACCAUUGAACAUUACGAUACUGAUGGUUACAUAAACGUUGUUAACACGACCCAGACACCUGACGUUCCAUCAGGAAACGCAUUCUGUGUAAAGACAAGAUAUAUUAUGACCUGGGGUAAAGGAAAUACCACAGACUUGGUCAUCUCUUACUGGGUUCAUUGGACUGGAUCUAGUUGGAUGAAAAGUAUCAUUGAGAAGAGUACGAAAGGUGGGCAGGAAUCUGCUGCAAAGGCGUUACUAGAUAAGAUUAAAGAGGUUUUGGAGGAAAAUAUUCAAGAAAGUACCGAGGAAGUUUCUACAGCUGUUAAAGCAGACGAGGAAGAACAGGAAGAACAAGAGAAGGCUGAACUAGGGGGUUCUCCAGUGGAGACAGUAUUGCGUUCCACUUCACCGAUCACCACCAUAUUGGAGGGCGUGUCUAUUUUCAAUGUAUUGGUCAUUGUGUUACUAUCAUUGAUUGUUGUUCUUCAGUUCCAAAUUCUGAGAGGAUUAAACGGAAGUUCUCGUCUCGUAUUUGAC